Messenger RNA from Pelecanus crispus (Dalmatian pelican), 1455 nucleotides. The record is from RefSeq and is a predicted model, not a curated record. NCBI's taxonomy places the organism in Eukaryota, Metazoa, Chordata, Aves, Pelecaniformes, Pelecanidae.
AUGCUCGGUUGUUUGGCCAGGGGCAAUUUACUGGAUAUUCUUCAGGAGGGCUUCACAGAGCAACAACUACAGGCGUAUGUGGCCUGGGUGAAUUCCCAGCUGAAGAAGCAGCCAACAAUAAAGCCAGUCCAAGACCUGAGACAAGAUCUCCGAGAUGGAGUCAUUCUUGCUUUGCUCAUUGAGAUUGUAGCUGGUGAGAAGUUGAAUGGCAUUCAGGUCAACCCCACCAGCCAGCAGGAGAUGAGGGAAAAUGUGGAGAAAGUCUUACAGUUCGUGGCAUCAAAAAAGAUCCGCAUGCAUCAGACAUCAGCAAAAGAUAUUGUUGAUGGGAACUUGAAAUCUAUCAUGAGGCUGAUCCUGGCCUUAGCUGCUCAUUUCAAACCAGGCUCCGGGAGAGCAAUGAAUCAGAGCCCUGCUGGCAUGGUGGGGAAGAGCUUGUCAGCAUCGUCUGCCAGUCACAGGCCUCGCUCAGCUGCUGCAGUGGCCCAAGGGGCGGUGGCUGCUCUGGCAGAUGUUCGCCAAGAUGUCUUGCAAUCCGGCCGGGAUGUUUUCUGGCACAGACAGAGAAAUAGCAGCAUGGAUGAGGAGAUUGAAAACCCCUACUGGAGUGUCCGGGCACUGGUGCAGCAGUAUGAAGGGCAGCAGAACAUGCCAUUGGAAUCCCACUCUUCCAGUCUUACAUCGCCCAGUCCUAUCCAUAGUGCAAAGAGUGAAUCUACUGUAGCCCCAUCACAGGAGAAGGAAAGACUUGUGAUAAUCCACACUGAAGAAACAGAAACUAAAACAGAAGAGACAGAAUCUCAUUUCCGGCCUGAGUGGCAAGCAGGGAACUCUGGGUCAUAUUUGGAGAAUUCAUGGGAGGAGCAGCUUUUGGAACAACAGGACCAUUUGGAGAAGGAAAUGGAGGAAGCGAAGAAGAUGAUUUCAGGUUUGCAGGCUUUGUUGCUCAAUGGGUCUUUACCUGAGGAUGAGCAGGAAGGGUCCUUUGAACUUUCUGAACGUGGAGCCUGCCCCGAAGAGCAGCUGAUCAUAAUCCGAAGUCGCCUGGACCAGAGUGUGGAAGAAAAUCAAGACCUAAAGAAGGAGCUAUUGAAAUACAAACAAGAAGCUCGAAACCUACAGGGAAUAAAGGAUGCUUUACAGCAAAGACUGAUUCAACAGGAUGCUUCAGUUCUUCAGCUAAAACAGGAACUGCUGAGAGCAAACAUGGACAAGGAGGAAUUGCACAAUCAGAACGUUGACCUUCAGAGAAAGGUUGAAGAGAGAAACCAGCUACUGGCAGAAUACAAAAAAGAACUGGGCCAGAAGGAUCGGCAUUUACAGCAGCAUCAGACCAAACUGGAUGAAACGCUUAGGCAGCUUUCUGAGGUCAGCUACCAACAGGUGGAUCUGGAGCGGGAGCUGGAGCACAGAGAGGCCCUGCUAGCUCACUGCAUGAAGAGAGAAGCUGAAGAG